CAGGAUAAUCUUCACCAAUUCCUACAUAAUAUCCAGCUCAGCACCCAUCGGUUUUUCGCAUCUAUAUAACAUAACCCCUUAUCCAUUCCCUCUCACCACUCAAGAAAAACCCACACAUAUUCUUCCAAUCUCCUCUGCACACUUACUUCAAAACGAUGGCGUUUUCAUCUUCAUCCUGCUUCUUCACUUCCCCCAAUUUCACCGUCAAUCGACAACCAAUUUCCGCCAAUUUCGCCACAGCUGAACGAACGGCGUCGUUUUCAACCAGAUCUCAACGGAUUACUAAUCAAUCUUCACUCUACGAUGUGCUCGGAAUACAAAUCGGAGCCGAUACGGUGGAGAUCAAGGCGGCGUACCGGAGAUUAGCCAGAGUUUUGCAUCCUGAUGUCGGAAACUGUGAUUCAUCGGCUGAUGAGUUUAUGAAAGUGCAUUCUGCGUACGCUACGUUGUCGGAUCCGGGAAAACGAGCGGAUUAUGAUCGGAGUUUGUUCGUGAGACAGAAAAUGAGCGUCCGGAGUUCGAUUUUGAGUUCGUCUCCGGCGGGAUUCAGUGGUUAUAGUGGCCGGAGAUGGGAAACGGACCAGUGUUGGUAGUUUCCGGUGGAUCGGGUUGUACAUAUGGAGCUAGAAAUGUUACACUUAAAAGAUUAAAAGUUAAAAUUAUUAGAAAUGUUACACUUAAAAGUUUAAAAGUUAAAAUUAUGAAUGAUGUGUAAAUUAGUAAGUUGGUUGUAUUUUUAAAGCCACUUUAUUAUUGGAUAUAUAUUGUACAUUUGUAGAUCGCAAUGUUUUUCUUUUUUUAGUUUCUUA
Messenger RNA from Helianthus annuus (common sunflower), 809 nucleotides. RefSeq names its product chaperone protein dnaJ 11, chloroplastic. The transcript has a single exon. The record is from RefSeq and is a predicted model, not a curated record. The coding region runs from base 156 to 593 and encodes 145 amino acids. NCBI's taxonomy places the organism in Eukaryota, Viridiplantae, Streptophyta, Magnoliopsida, Asterales, Asteraceae.